Molecule: messenger RNA, 516 nt
Organism: Lolium rigidum
Lineage: Eukaryota; Viridiplantae; Streptophyta; Magnoliopsida; Poales; Poaceae
Exons: 1
Coding region: 1-516 (171 amino acids)
Molecular function (GO): acyltransferase activity, transferring groups other than amino-acyl groups
Source: RefSeq, a predicted model, not a curated record
AUGGAAGUGACACUCCGCCGCUUCGAACUCACAGACGCGGACGGCAUGAUGGCGUGGGCGUCGGACCCCAAGGUCGCCGCCUUCUGCCGCUGGGAGCCCUACGCCUCCACGGAAUCCCUCCUCGCCUACCUCCGCGACACCGUGCUCCCGCACCCCUGGUUCCGCGCCAUCUGCCUCGCCGGCGACGGCGAAGCCCGCCCCGUGGGCGCGGUGUCCCUAGAACCCACGGCGGACGCGUGCCGAGGUGAGCUCGGGUACGUGUUGGCCCGCGCGCACUGGGGCCGGGGAGUGGCCACGGCCGCCGUGCGGCGCGCGCUCGCCGUGGUCUUCGGCGAGGUAGAGGGGCUGGUCCGCGUUGAGGCGCUCGUGGAUGUGGACAACGCGGCGUCGCACCGCGUGGUGGAGAAGGCCGGGUUCCGGCGCGAGGGCGUGCUGCGGAGGCACUACUGGCACAAGGGCCGCGCCCGGGACCUCGUCAUGUACAGCUUCGUCUCCGGCGACCCCUUACCCCAGUGA